GUGACUCUCGGCAGUCUCUGCAAAUAACGUUAACAAAAUCCCCCGAAUACUACACAGAUUCAAACACAACCACACCCCGAGGAGUAAAAAGAGGCUUUCGUCAUGGCCAAGAAGGAGGAGCUCCUGAUGGAGGGACCCAAGCGGCUCAACCGCGAGCUGGCCCUUAUGCUGGAGGAUAAGGCGAACUUACAGUUCCGAAACCUGGAGGUGGAGCCAGACAACAUCUUCAAGUGGUACGGCUUGCUGAUGCCCAACUACCCGCCCUACGACAAGGGGGCCUACAAGAUCCAAAUAGACUUUCCAAAGGACUAUCCGUUCAAGCCGCCCCGAAUCCAUGUCAACACCCGCAUAUAUCACCUCAACGUCAACGAGCGCGGUCAGCUGUGUGUGCCCAUCUUGGAGAUUGAGCACUGGCUGCCCACCACGCGGAUCGACCAGGUGCUGCAGGUCCUGCUGGCCACCAUCAACGAUCCCCAGCCGGAGAAUGCCUGGCGCGUGGAAAUGGCCGGCGAGUUCCGGAAUGAUCCGAAAAAGUUCUACAAGAUGGCCGAAGCCUGGGUGACGAAGUACAGUGAACACCGGCCAACGGAGGAGGAGUUGGCCAAGUUUAUCAAGAGGCGUAAGAAGAAGAUGGCCAAGAAUUAGUUUAUUCGGAGUAAAUAUUUAUUUGGCUGUGCUAAUCCCAAAAUUGAAGUCAAAAGUGCCCGGAAAGUAACAAUUGUUAGCCGUAGAUACUCGCUCAACUAUUUAAAUUUCUUGUUUAAUUCGCUGCCGUUUAAUACUCUCCUUGGAAAGAUUAAAGUAAACAAAUCCCAGCCAGAAAA
This is a messenger RNA of Drosophila ananassae, 824 nucleotides long. Its product is annotated as ubiquitin-conjugating enzyme E2-18 kDa. The record is from RefSeq and is a predicted model, not a curated record. Lineage: Eukaryota; Metazoa; Arthropoda; Insecta; Diptera; Drosophilidae. The transcript has a single exon. The coding region runs from base 103 to 645 and encodes 180 amino acids.